Messenger RNA from Pistacia vera, 2075 nucleotides. RefSeq names its product 3-hydroxy-3-methylglutaryl-coenzyme A reductase 1-like. NCBI's taxonomy places the organism in Eukaryota, Viridiplantae, Streptophyta, Magnoliopsida, Sapindales, Anacardiaceae. Gene Ontology annotation, cellular component: endoplasmic reticulum membrane; peroxisomal membrane. Gene Ontology annotation, molecular function: protein binding; hydroxymethylglutaryl-CoA reductase (NADPH) activity. The record is from RefSeq and is a predicted model, not a curated record. The coding region runs from base 68 to 1735 and encodes 555 amino acids. Gene Ontology annotation, biological process: isoprenoid biosynthetic process; coenzyme A metabolic process; sterol biosynthetic process. The transcript has 3 exons.
CAUUAAAAUCAUAUAUCAAGUCAAUUUCUUACCGUUUCCCUUUUCUUCUCCUCUCCGACCGCCGUCUAUGGAGGCUCGCCGGCGAUCUCUUCACUCCUCCAAAACCUUCCAACAUGAGCCUACUGCCAAACCUUCCCCCGAUGCCGUUUCUCUUCCUUUGUACGUAACAAAUGCCGUCUUCUUCACCCUCUUCUUCACUGUCGUUUAUUAUUUAUUAUCUCGUUGGCGCGAGAAGAUCCGUACAUCCACGCCUCUUCAUCUCGUCACCCUCUCCGAGAUGCUCGCAAUUGUCGCCUUCUUCGCUUCCUUUAUCUACCUCUUGGGAUUCUUUGGUGUCGGGUUUUUUCACUCCUUUAUUCUUAAAGAGGAUGACGACAGCAACGACGUCCUUCUCAAACACGAUUCUAGAAAGUUAACUCCUUGCGCCCAAGCUCUUGAUUGUACUGUUUUUACUUCACCGUCACCACCUCUUGUUGCUAACGAAGACGAUGAGGAUAUAAUUAAGUCAGUUGUCGACGGAACGACGCCGUCUUAUGCGUUGGAAUCGAAAUUGGGGGAUUGCAAGAGGGCCGCUUCGAUUAGGCGUGAGGCUUUACAGAGAAUCACGGGCAAGUCUUUGACUGGUUUGCCCUUGGAGGGGUUUGAUUACGGCUCCAUUUUAGGGCAGUGUUGUGAAUUGCCGGUUGGUUAUGUUCAGAUUCCUGUUGGAAUUGCGGGGCCUUUGUUGCUUGACGGAAAGGAGUUUUCGGUUCCCAUGGCGACCACUGAAGGUUGCUUGGUGGCUAGUACUAACAGAGGUUGUAAAGCUAUUCAUUUGUCCGGGGGGGCGAGUAGUGUUCUGUUGAAGGAUGGGAUGACUAGAGCUCCUGUUGUUAGGUUUGGUAGUGCUAAACGAGCUGCUGAGUUGAAAUUCUUCCUGGAGAAUCCCGCCAAUUUUAAAAAUCUAUCUGCACUUUUUAACAAGUCUAGCAGAUUUGGCAGGCUUCAAAGUAUUAAAUGUGCAAUUGCCGGUAAAAAUCUCUACUUGAGAUUUACUUGCAGUACUGGUGAUGCUAUGGGGAUGAACAUGGUCUCUAAGGGUGUUCAAAAUGUUCUGGAAUUUCUCCAGAAUAAGUUCCCUGACAUGGAUGUUAUUGGCAUUUCUGGUAACUUCUGUUCGGAUAAGAAGCCGGCAGCUGUGAACUGGAUCGAGGGACGGGGAAAGUCUGUGGUUUGUGAGGCUACAAUUAAGGGUGAUAUUGUGCAGAAGGUAUUGAAGACUAGUGUGGAAGCUUUGGUGGAGCUUAACAUGCUCAAGAACCUUACUGGUUCUGCUAUGGCUGGAGCUCUUGGUGGCUUUAAUGCCCAUGCCAGUAAUAUUGUUACUGCCGUUUACAUAGCCACUGGUCAAGAUCCCGCUCAAAAUGUGGAGAGUUCUCACUGUAUCACCAUGAUGGAAUCGAUUAAUGGUGGCCAGGACCUUCACGUUUCUGUCACAAUGCCUUCUAUUGAGGUUGGUACAGUUGGAGGUGGCACCCAGCUUGCAUCUCAGUCAGCAUGCUUGAACCUACUAGGGGUCAAAGGUGCCAGCAAAGAAACACCAGGAGCAAACGCAAGGCUGCUGGCUACCAUUGUAGCUGGUUCUGUUCUUGCAGGGGAGCUGUCUCUCAUGUCUGCUCUUGCAGCUGGACAACUUGUUAAGAGCCACAUGAAGUACAAUAGAUCAAGCAAAGACGUUACUAAGGUUUCUUCGUAGGCAAUAAUAAAUCGUUCAGAAAUGGAAAUUCUCAGUUCUGGUGUAGAAAGGCAUAAUGAAGGAUAUCGAUGAAUCUUCAAGUAGGCAAAUAGGGAGGGAUGACUGGCAGCAUAAAGGAAAUUGUUUCUCUGUGUUUCGUGGUUUUUUUUUUUUUUUUCUUGGUUUCAGUCAUCCUUAGUAUCCGCAGAUUCUGUUCUGUAUGAUGAUAAUGACAACCACGAUGUGAAAGCUUUUAGUUCAUUUCCUUUCUGGAAUUACUUGACGUCAUAAGUCAAAUCUAGUACUUCAAUCAAUUGUACUAUCUAUUUACUCAUGAAUGAAUACAACCUUUAAAGCAUGA